Molecule: messenger RNA, 759 nt
Organism: Peronospora matthiolae
Lineage: Eukaryota; Oomycota; Peronosporomycetes; Peronosporales; Peronosporaceae
Source: the annotation of a GenBank genome assembly
AUGGCUACACUUGCCGUCACUGUUGUUGUUGUCGGCGUGUGGCACAAAACCCAGGACUAUGUCCUGGCGAUUAUCGACUGUAGCCAUCUCGUGUGGUCUGGUUUGAAAGGCAUGCCACUCUGGAAAAUGUCGUCGCAGCCCGAAUUUAAUCCCGAGCAUUUAAAUGAAGACGUCGUGCGGAUGCGGACGCUGUGGGUGAACGAGCUCCACGCCCCUGAGAUCCUGCAAUACAGCGACGAAAUGGUGUCCGAGAUGCUCGAGCAAAUUCGCAAUCAGCAGGAAUACGUCGACUCGAUGAAUGAAGAUCGUGACCAGCUGACAGAGCAGAAAUGCUUGGUGAACAAACUCUAUCAGAUGGAGAUUGACCGACUGCGGUACAUGGUCUCGUCGUAUCUCCGCACGCGUCUGCGAAAGAUUGAGAAGUUUGCCUUUCAUCUUUUGGAAGACGAUGAACUGAUGCAACGCCUGUCGGUGAAAGAACGCAGCUUUGCCCAGCAAUUCAUGAUGCUCUAUGAGUCGCAUGUGAAUGAUUUGGCACUGAGCAAGCUUGACGAGGAGUCUCGGUCGCUAUCUGCUGAAGGCAUGGUGCUCAAGCCGAAUUUGGACGGCUUCGUGUUCUGUCAAGGCAAGGACGCAGGCGGUGUGCAGUGCGACGACAAGGGAGCAAGUUUUGUCCAAGUCGCUUCGUCGGAUCGCUACGUGCUGCGUUAUCGUAGCGUUCAGGCGCAUGUCGAGUCCGGCGCGAUCGAGCUGAUCUAA